Messenger RNA from Diutina rugosa, 567 nucleotides. It is a transcript of the gene PEX22, whose product is annotated as Pex22p. The record is from RefSeq and is a predicted model, not a curated record. NCBI's taxonomy places the organism in Eukaryota, Fungi, Ascomycota, Pichiomycetes, Serinales, Debaryomycetaceae. The transcript has a single exon. The coding region runs from base 1 to 567 and encodes 188 amino acids.
AUGGCUGUCAACGUCAAGAAGAUCCAAAAGAACCCCCAGUUGUGGCUCGCCGCCGCCUGUGUCUCCGCCUUGAUCGCAGUGGGCUACAAGGUGUACGAUGCUUACGCCACCCAACAACAACUCCAGGCCAGUGAAGGCGACACUGCCACCCCGGGCAAAUUGAAGCGCCAGUACACCAAUAAGCUGAUUGCCCUCACGCUCUCCCAUCUGAUCCUCAACCUGCAGUUGCCGUUGCUGGAGAUCUUGCACAACCUGGAAAAUGUCACCUUCAUCUUGCCGCCGAAUUUGGACGAGGACGACGUCAACUACAACAUCCAGAAGCUGACGGCGACGCUUCCGGAAGAAGUGAGAAACAACUACAAGUUGCUCAAGUGCCAGAACAUCCAGGGGUACUUCACGGUGUUGAAGAAUUUAAAGCCCGACAUGUUGUUGAUGUGUCAGGACGACUUGGGCUUGAGCACCCACAGCAUCCCCAAGGACCUCAACCGGUUCAUCAAGCAGAUUGUGUUUGUCGACCAGAACAAUGACGACAUCUCGACGAAGGUGGCGCCGUUAUUUGUGCAUUAA